ACGGCCUUAACCUUCGUCGACAGCGUAUCCGAAAUAUGGGGCCCGCUCCUCAACGGUCUAUCUAUUUUGGUGGUGAAGAAAGAAACCACCAAGGAUCCUGAAGAAAUGGUCGCCUUAUUGGAAAAAUAUCAAAUCGAACGCCUGGUCUUAGUCCCAACCCUUUUAAGAUCAUUGCUCAUGUUCCUCGAGUUAAAGAAGGAUAAAAAUGCUUUAAGCAAUCUCAAGAUAUGGGUGUGUUCUGGUGAAACCCUCUCGGUAUCUUUGGCAGAAGAAUUUUUUAAGUACUUCCCCGAAAAUUCUGAGCACAAGCUGUGCAACUUUUACGGAAGCACUGAGAUUAUGGGUGACGUUUCUUUUCACGUUAUUAGAAGCAGGAGUCAGCUGAAGCACGAGACCAAGGUGCCAAUAGGUGGGCCGGUAGACAAUACCAUCCUCUACCUGUUAGAUAGGGAUUAUAGGCCAGUAACAGCCGGGGACGUGGGUGAGCUUUUCGUAUCUGGCUAUAAUUUAGCCGCAGGUUAUGUAAACGGCAGAGACCCGGAGAAGUUUAUUGAUAAUCCAUUGGCAAUCGAUCCGAUGUUUUCGAGGUUGUUCCGCACAGGAGAUUUUGCGCGCGUCGAGAAUGGCUGUCUUCAGUAUGAAGGAAGAACUGAUUCGCAGGUGAAGAUCAGAGGCCAUCGAGUGGAUCUAUCCGAAGUGGAAAAAGCCGUGUCAUCCAUCGAGGGCGUUGAUAAAUGCGUGGCUCUAUGCUACAAACCUGGUGAAAUGAAGCAAGCUUUAUUAGCUUUCGUCACCACGGAGGCUUCGAUGAGCGAGAACCAAAUCGAAUCCAUGCUGAAAGAAGUUUUAACAAGUUACAUGAUACCGCAAGUAAUCCAAAUGGAAUCAAUUCCGCUCUUGGUCAACGGAAAAAUUGACAGACAAUCCUUGUUAAAAGGCUAUGAAUAUACCAAUAAUAAUGAUGACUCCCACUUCGAGGCUGAAAUUGAUUACUCAGGCGUAACGAAGGAUAAAAUGCCGGCUGCUAAAGUACUCUUCGAAACCGUAGCUUCUGUGUUAGGUCGUUCCGCGCGGUCCACUAUCAGCCUUAACGUGAACUUCUACGAAAUCGGAGGCAACUCUUUAAACUCGAUCUUCACAAUUACUUGCCUCAACGAAGCUUCCUAUUACAUCAGCAUUAGUGAUUUUAUUGCCGCUAUGGACUUAGGCGAGGUCCUGGAGAGGAUGCACCAAUCCAAAGAUAACACACUAACGAAAACAGAGCCUCCAAUCUUUAGGAUGGAAUUUCUACACGACGAGAUCAGAGCCGAUGUCUUGGACAUGAUAACCACCAGUUUUUACCAAAAGGCCGAUCUCGAGCAGUGGCUUAUGCCAGACAUAUACGAAUCCGAUUACUCAGAAUUGAUGAGCAAGAUCUGGGCGCCGCUGGUCGAAAAGAAUCUCAGUUUUGUGGCUAUUUCCACUGAGACGGGGAAAAUCGUCGGUGUCUCUUUAAAUUUUGACGCGCACGACGAACCGGAAGUGGAAAUUACCUCCAAGCUGGUCGUGAUUUUCGAAUUCUUGGAGACCAUCGAAGGUCCCGUCAGGGAUAACCAAUUGCCGACCGGAAAGGGAAAUGUCUUGCAUUCGUUCAUGAUGGCCACCAGCUCUUCCCUUUCGUCCAAAGAAAACGUGGCAGUAAUGAAAUAUAUGGAAGAUCAAGUGUUGAUUGUAGCGAAAAACAAGAAUUUCAAGGGAAUUCUAACUACAAACACCAGUCCUUUGACUCAACAAAUGGGUUCUAGCGUAUAUGGCUAUAAAGAAAUGUACGAUUGUCAAGUUAACACGUACGUUGCUUCCGAUAACUCCAAACCGUUUGGUUUAGCAUCGGAUACCCAACGAGCAAUUGUCCAUUGGAAGGAGAUCUGAGAUGAUUAUUCUACCCAGCAUUUCGUGUAUAUAGUUCAUUAGUUCCUAAAUUAAUUUAUUUGACUCUGGAUGAUAGAGUAGUUUUGCUUUGCACGUUUUAAAGUGAUAAUUUAGAUUCUUAGAUAUGUAGCACAUGGUGAAUAUUACAAAAUAUUAGAGUCAACACUAUUUCAAUUAAUUAAACACAGUGAUAUGUAA
Nicrophorus vespilloides is the source of this 2106-nucleotide messenger RNA. Its product is annotated as dimodular nonribosomal peptide synthase-like. NCBI's taxonomy places the organism in Eukaryota, Metazoa, Arthropoda, Insecta, Coleoptera, Silphidae. The record is from RefSeq and is a predicted model, not a curated record.